AUGCUGGCAAACCCGUGUGUUUACCGUAGUAUGUCACAGACCAUUAUCAAUCUGCCUUUUCGAUUUAUGCGAUAUAAUGCGGUCACUAAACGACUCGACCCUCCGUAUUUGUCUGCGAAACCACCCAUCCCGAUUUACACGGAAAUUCAGUUUGACCUAAAGUGCUUUGAUUUCGCAAUUUUGGAACAAUACGUAAAAUAUUUACGCAAGUUUUUCACCAAAUUGAAUCUUGAAGUGGAGAAGUUGAAAGCUAUCCACUUACCCGUCAUAAUGGAUGUCUUGUAUCAAAAUUUACCCGAAGGUGUCGAAUUAACCGUUGGGAAGACGGAUCCAAACGCAGAUGAAGCACGUUAUGUGCCGCAACUGGAGGUUCAAGCGCUGCAGGAGGAAUUAUCCAAGUUAAGCAAAUAA
Echinostoma caproni is the source of this 411-nucleotide messenger RNA. Lineage: Eukaryota; Metazoa; Platyhelminthes; Trematoda; Plagiorchiida; Echinostomatidae. The record is from the annotation of a GenBank genome assembly.